Myxocyprinus asiaticus (Chinese sucker) is the source of this 808-nucleotide messenger RNA. RefSeq names its product cytochrome c oxidase assembly factor 8-like. The record is from RefSeq and is a predicted model, not a curated record. The transcript has 5 exons. NCBI's taxonomy places the organism in Eukaryota, Metazoa, Chordata, Actinopteri, Cypriniformes, Catostomidae. Bases 160 to 780 code for a protein of 206 amino acids. Gene Ontology annotation, cellular component: mitochondrion. Gene Ontology annotation, biological process: intrinsic apoptotic signaling pathway.
UGUAACGAUAGAUACACGCUUCAGGUGGCGGAAAUGCACCUCAGUUGGUUUGUCAACCGCCAAUAAAUCCAAGGAAGAAGAUACACGCUUCACGGUGUAAUGCAAUGAAUCGCAUUUUUUUUUUUUAAUACCUAGGUCGAUGAUUUAUUAUAAUUGAAGAUGAACGUAAAAACAGUAGGUUGUUUAUUUUUUAGGUCCUUGUGUCCGUGUUACAUAUAUACUCCCUUGCUGUUAAGAAGCUCUUGUCGAGGUCAUCGACAAAACACAAGCCAACCACCACAACAUGACACACGAGCACAGUUGCAGUCUGGAUUAAGUCCAGCAGCGUCAUCAAAAUAUGACUGGAUUGGCCCACCAGACAGACUCUCAAACCUGAGGCCAAUCAUAUAUCACAUCCCAGAGAAUGAGACGCCACUGGAGAGGAAGUUGAGGCAUCUGAGACAGGAGACUGAAGACUGGAACCAUAAGUUCUGGACCAAUCAGAACCUCACAUUUAGUAAGGAAAGAGAAGAAUACGUACAGUCACAACUGAAGGCGAAAGGAUUGUCAGAGAGAGAUGAUCAAGGAAGGAAAAGGACUUUAAGUAGUGAGGAAAUGGCAGUCUUCUACAAACACUUCUUAGAUGAAAACAUGAAAAGGCAUGCCAGUUAUAACAGGGAAUGGUAUAAACGUAAUUUCACCAUUACACUUCUAAUGGCUAAAGUUGCUCUACACAACACAUGGGGGACGCUGACUGGACAAGGGAGGGGAACUGGACGAGAGAAAGGCAAACCUACAUGAAAACUCAAAUAAAGACUGUGUAAAUCAA